Anoplopoma fimbria (sablefish) is the source of this 4660-nucleotide messenger RNA. It is a transcript of the gene aldh1l2, whose product is annotated as aldehyde dehydrogenase 1 family, member L2. The transcript is spliced from 23 exons. Gene Ontology annotation, biological process: 10-formyltetrahydrofolate catabolic process; biosynthetic process; one-carbon metabolic process. NCBI's taxonomy places the organism in Eukaryota, Metazoa, Chordata, Actinopteri, Perciformes, Anoplopomatidae. Gene Ontology annotation, molecular function: aldehyde dehydrogenase (NAD+) activity; formyltetrahydrofolate dehydrogenase activity. Gene Ontology annotation, cellular component: cytoplasm. Bases 133 to 2904 code for a protein of 923 amino acids. The record is from RefSeq and is a predicted model, not a curated record.
GUGUGUGUGUGUGUGUGUGUGUGCACAUACCUCAGCAAGCAGGUCGGACAUAUCCUGCAGCAUUUGGAUUACAUUUUUAUAUCUUUUUUUUAAUAUAUAUAUAUAUAAAUAUAUAUAUAAAACAACGCCAUUAUGUUGUGGACGGCGAGUCAAGUCUUUAGGAAAUUCUCCACCACGUCCAAUUACUACCAGAAUAAGCUUAAGCUCGCCAUAAUUGGCCAGAGCUUAUUCGGCCAGGAGGUGUACAGCAACCUGAGGAAGCAGGGUCACAAGGUGGUGGGCGUGUUCACGGUCCCCGACAAGGACGGCAAGGCCGACCCCCUGGCGGCGGCAGCGGAGAAGGACGGGACGCCGGUUUUCAAGUUCCCGCGCUGGCGGAUCAAGGGGAAGCCCAUCCCGGAGGUGGUGGAAGCCUACAAGGCGGUGGGCGCCGAGCUCAACGUCAUGCCCUUCUGCUCCCAGUUCAUCCCCAUGAACGUCAUCGAUGACCCCAAGCACGGCUCCAUCAUCUACCACCCCUCCAUCCUGCCCCUGCACCGAGGAGCCUCAGCCAUCAACUGGACCCUGAUCCACGGCGAUAAGAAAGCUGGAUUCACAGUGUUCUGGGCCGACGACGGACUGGACACCGGACCCAUCCUGCUGCAGAGGGAGUGUGCUGUGGAGCCCAACGACACCGUGGACACAAUCUACAACCGCUUCCUCUUCCCAGAGGGCAUCAAGGCUAUGGUGGAGUCGGUGCAGCUCAUUGCUGACGGGAAGGCCCCUCGGAUUCCCCAGACAGAGGAAGGAGCGAGCUACGAAGGCAUUCAGAAGAAGUCCAACUCCAAGGUCAACCUGGCCCAACCGGCCGAAGCCAUCCACAACUGGAUCCGUGGCCAUGACAAAGUCCCCGGUGCCUGGACCGUCGUCGAUGGUCAGUCUGUGACCCUGUACGGCUCAUCCAUGCUGGGGGGGUCGGUACCCGCCGGUCAGCCCCUGGAGAUUGAGGGGGCGUCCCAGCCCGGCCUGGUCACCAAGAACGGCCUGGUGCUGUAUGGAAGCGAUGGGAAAGCCCUCCUGGUGAAGAACCUGCAGUUUGAAGACGGGAAGAUGAUCCCUGCCUCUAAAUACUUUUCCUCUGGGGAAAGCUCCAGCGUGGAGCUGACUGAUGACGAAAAGAAGAUGGCGGAGGAGAUCAGGAACAUCUGGAAGGGCAUCCUCAGCAAUGUCCCAGCCAUUGAGGACAGCACAGACUUCUUCAAGUGCGGAGCCGCCUCCAUGGAUGUGGUCAGGCUGGUGGAGGAGGUGAAGCAGAAGUGCGCCGGCGUCCAGCUGCAGAAUGAGGACGUGUACAUGGCUACCACCUUCCAGGACUUCAUCCAGAUGUUCGUCCGCAAGCUGAGAGGGGAGGACCAGGAGGAGGAGCUGGUCAUUGACUAUGCAACGAAGGAAGUGAACAACAUGACACUGAAGAUGCCAAACCAGUGUUUCAUCAACGGCAAGUUUGAGGAUGCAGAAAAUGGCAAGGUCUACGACACCAUCAACCCUACGGACGGAUCAGUGAUCUGCAAGGUGUCCUACGCCUCGGUGGGGGAUGUGGACCGGGCGGUGGCGGCUGCCAAAGAGGCUUAUUAUAGCGGACCCUGGGGCAGGAUGAACCCUAGAGACAAGGGGAGUCUGCUGUACAAGCUAGCAGACCUGAUGGAGGAACACCAGGAGGAGCUGGCCACCAUCGAAUCAAUCGACUCUGGAGCUGUGUACACGCUGGCCCUCAAGACACACGUAGGCAUGUCCAUCCAGACCUUCCGAUACUUCGCCGGCUGGUGCGACAAGAUCCAGGGCAAGACGAUCCCCAUCAACCAGGCCAGGCCCAAUCGCAAUCUGACCUUCACCAAGAGAGAGCCUCUGGGUGUGUGCGCCAUCAUCAUCCCGUGGAACUAUCCUCUCAUGAUGCUGGCGUGGAAGAGCGCCGCCUGCCUCGCGGCGGGGAACACGCUCGUUCUCAAACCUGCACAGGUCACUCCGUUGACGGCGCUGAAGUUUGCCGAGCUGUCAGUGAGAGCUGGGUUUCCGAAAGGAGUCAUAAACAUUUUGCCAGGCUCAGGUGGUAUGGUGGGACAGCGUCUGUCCGACCACCCAGACAUCCGAAAGCUGGGCUUCACUGGCUCCACCCCCAUCGGCAAACAGAUCAUGAAGAGCUGCGCUCUCAGCAACCUGAAGAAGGUUUCUCUGGAGCUGGGGGGGAAGUCGCCUCUCAUCAUCUUCAGUGACUGCGACAUGGACAAGGCUGUUCGCAUGGGCAUGAGCUCCGUGUAUUUCAACAAGGGGGAGAACUGCAUCGCUGCAGGACGUCUGUUUGUGGAGGAGUCCAUUCACGACGAGUUCAUCAGCAGAGUGGUGGAAGAGCUCAAGAAGAUGAAGAUUGGAGACCCCCUGGACCGCUCCACGGACCACGGCCCGCAGAACCACAAAGCCCACCUCGACAAGCUGCUGGAGUACUGCGAGGUGGGACUGAAGGAGGGAGCGACGCUGGUGUACGGAGGGAAGCAGGUGGACCGGCCAGGUUUUUUCAUGGAGCCAACAGUGUUCACUAAUGUGGAGGAUCACAUGUUCAUCGCUAAAGAGGAGUCCUUCGGCCCCGUUAUGGUGGUGUCCAAAUUCAAAGAUGGCGACGUGGAGGGCGUGCUGCAGAGAGCCAACGACACUGAGUACGGCCUGGCCUCGGGUGUGUUCACCCGCGACAUUAACAAGGCCAUGUACGUGAGCGAGCGGCUGGACGCCGGAACAGUGUUCGUCAACACCUACAACAAGACCGACGUGGCUUCACCUUUUGGGGGCUUCAAACAGUCAGGCUUCGGCAAAGACCUCGGAGAGGAUGCUCUCAUGGAAUACCUCAAGACCAAAGCAGUGACUGUGGAGUACUGAGGCACAGACUCUCCCAACAAACUCUGACCCACAUCUAAACAGGAGCGGACUCGUCUGUCUGCUUCAGUCAGACAUCCAGCUUCAUUCAGCAUUACUUCUGGACUGUGUGUGUGUGUGUGUGUGUGUGUGUGUGUGUGUGCGUGUGCGUGUGUGUGUGCGAAUGUGUACAGUAUCAAUGAGAGGAGAGCCACAGUUUGGACGUCAUGGACAAUAGACACGUGUGGAUAACGUCCGCCUGUGUAUCUACAGUUAAAACCCUGAGCUGGACGCCUGAUGGGAGCCGAGCUGGCUCUGACUAUUAUCAAGGUUUCGGUUCUAUAAGAGUGUGUUUUACGUUAAAACACCAUUUUCAACCUGAAACCUGUUUUCCCGUCAUUAUAAAUGAUGUAAAUCAGUUCCGUUAAAAAACAACUGAAAUCAUGCCUUUCUAAUUCACUUGAAAUACUACCUUCAUCAAGUACUUAGUUUAUAGAGAUAACUCAUCUGCACAUGAAUGUGAAUGUUGAAGUUUGUGUUCAGGUGUCUUUGGGUUGAGUUUUGAAGUAGCCAGUGCCCUGCGACACAAGACUAAACAGUCAAGCUUGAUUGGCUAGAAAACUAAAUAUAAGUACGUAAAGCUGUUGGCGGUCAAGAUUGAUAAUUGGCAUGAUGGGAAAUCAGGAUUCAGUAAUAAAAGCCAGAGUUACAUUUGGAUCGUUAAUCCACCUAAAAACAGUUUGUGAAGAUAAUCUUAACUCAAGGUCCACUUACCAGGUUUUUUCCCCUAAAGGUUUCCAACCGCGGGACAGGUGUUUCGACACCGUGUGUUUGUUGUAUGGCUGUGGUUUUGUGCCCUGAACCUAACUAUACAUAGUUAUUUUAAGCCCAACCAUCAUGUUUUGCCAAAACCUAAACGUAACUUUCGUUUUUUAACAAAAUGUCUCCCCGUAAAGAAAAAGUUGUUCUGAGUGACACGAAAAAUACCAACAAUUCAUGUCCCUGUACACGAGAACCCAUAGAUUGCAUUUCUUGAUGAUAUCCCAAACUGCCGUGAGACUACGUUCAUAUUUUUCAACAACGGAUCAUUGUUCAAUGCAGUCAAAAGCUUGGGAAAAAGCCAGUAAGUCGACAUUGAGGCAAAGAGUAUCUUAAAGGUACAGUGUGUAAGAUUUAGUUGCAUAUAGUGGUGAGGUUGCAGACUGCAACAUACUGAAAACCGGCCACUGACUCCUCCCUUUCCGAUUGUGUCGAGAACUACGGUGGCCUUCAGGUAACGUUAAAACGUGAAAGUCUCUCUCUAGAGCCAGUGUUUGGUUUGUCCGUUCUAGGCUACUGUAGAAACAUGGAGGUGCAACAUGGCGGACUCCAUGAAGAGGAAGCUCCCUAUGUACUGUAUAUGUGGAGGGCUCAUUCUAAGCUAACAAAAACACAAUUCUUAGUUUCAGGUGAUUGCACACUAAUGACAUCAUAGUUAUGAAUAUUAUAUUCCAUAUCUGCUAAUAGGUCCCCCUAAAUCCUACACACUGGCCCUUUAACACUAGGUUAGAAACCAGUGUUUCACUGCCCCCUCUGGUUGAAAGCUUCAAGUCGGUGUCCCUGUAACCACCCCCAAAGUGAUGUCACAACGUACUCACACACCCUGGAGCACACCUCCACAUCACUGCAUCAAUGUGAGAAGUUAAACCUUCGGAGAUCAUCAACGACAAGAUUUUCAGCGGAUGUUACUGUCUACUAUUAUUUUGUUGGACUAUUAUUUUCAAGGUAAAGAAUGAACUUU